AUGGCUUCUAUUCUAAAAUUGCAAGUCAUUACCGGUGCAUAUAAUGAAGGAGCUUUGGCUUAUCUUUUACAAACAGACGAUUUUCGAUUUUUACUUGAUUGUGGUUGGGAUGAAAAUUUUUCACCUGAAAUUAUCGAAGAAUAUAAACGUCAUAUUAAAUCAAUUGAUGCUGUAUUAAUUACUUAUCCAGAUAUAUAUCAUCUUGGUGCUUUACCUUAUCUUGUUGGACAUUGUGGAUUAAAAUGUCCUGUUUAUGCAACAAUACCAGUCUAUAAAAUGGGACAAAUGUUUAUGUAUGAUUUACAUCAAAGUCGUUCGAAUAGUGAAGAUUUUACAUUAUUUACACUUGAUCAUGUUGAUGCAGCAUUUGAUCUUUUUGUUCAACUUAAAUAUGAUCAAUCAAUACCACUUGAAGGCAAUGGACAAGGUUUAACAAUAACUCCAUUACCAGCUGGACAUAUGAUUGGUGGAGCUAUAUGGAAAAUUUCUAAAGAAGGUGAAGAAGAAAUUGUUUAUGCAGUUGAUUAUAAUCAUAAAAAGGAACGACAUUUAAAUAGUUCAAAUUUAACAAAAAUUAGUCGACCAACAUUAUUAAUAACCGAUGCAUUGAAUACAAAAUAUUCUCAAGGACAACGAAAAACAAAAGAUGCACAAUUAUUAACAACUAUUUUGGAAACAAUGCGACGUGAUGGAAAUGUUUUAAUUUGUGUUGAUACAGCUGGUCGUGUUCUUGAAUUAGCUCUUCUUUUAGAACAAUUAUGGCGGAAUGAACAAUCUGGUUUAUUUGCAUAUUCAUUAGCUUUAUUAAAUAAUUUUAGUUUUCAAGUUAUAGAAUUUGCUCGUUCACAAGUUGAAUGGAUGUCAGAUAAAAUAGUUCGACAAUUUGAAGAAAAUCGUGCUAAUCCAUUUCAUUUACGUUAUGUUAGAUUAUGUCAUGAUCUUAAUGAAUUAGAAAAAGUUCGUGCACCAAAGGUAUACAGAUUAUUUUGU
Molecule: messenger RNA, 990 nt
Organism: Rotaria sordida
Lineage: Eukaryota; Metazoa; Rotifera; Eurotatoria; Philodinida; Philodinidae
Source: the annotation of a GenBank genome assembly